AUGCGACCCAACUGGUUUCUCGCCCUGGCAGCUUGUGUUCCGUUUGCCCUGGCCUCGCACGAGUACUCUGUCCUGGCCAGGGACGGCGGAGACGACAAGCCGCCGCCCAAGGACGGUGGCUGUCUUCGCUCGUGCUUCAACGACAAGCCCGCCUGUCCUAAGGGCAUGGAUGCACAGAAACUGCGCCCUCAGAAGCGGGCUGUAUUCCGCGCGGAGCCUACUGCUGUAGGGCCGAGGGCUGCAACCGGUGCUGCCCUGGCGCCCUAG
This is a messenger RNA of Aspergillus mulundensis, 267 nucleotides long. RefSeq lists its product as uncharacterized. The coding region runs from base 1 to 267 and encodes 88 amino acids. NCBI's taxonomy places the organism in Eukaryota, Fungi, Ascomycota, Eurotiomycetes, Eurotiales, Aspergillaceae. The transcript has 3 exons. The record is from RefSeq and is a predicted model, not a curated record.